AUGUCCAGCUACCUGUACAUCGUCAAAUCUGAAGUGCCUCUCGUCAUCCAGACCUUCCUCAACCUGGAGGAGAAGACCUCGGUCUGGUACAUGAAUGGCAACUACCUGGUGAUCCUGGUUUCUGUCACCAUUAUCCUGCCCCUGGCCCUCAUGAAGCAGCUGGGUAAGUCAGGGGGAUACCACCUGCAGCACCAGGGUCCAGCACCCUGGGGCUCCUGCGGGGUGACGGUCAUCUACAAGAAGUUCCAGAUCCCCUGCCCGCUCCCUGAGCAGGAGGGGAACCUCACGGGCAGCCUGAACGUCACCCCUGUCAGCACCAGCGACUACCAAAACGGCUACACUGUCCUCCAGAUGCCUGACCAGGGCACCUGCAUCCCCAGCUUCUUCACCCUGAACUCCCAGACGGCAUACACCAUCCCCAUCAUGGCUUUCGCUUUCGUCUGCCACCCUGAGGUCCUGCCCAUCUACACCGAGCUGAAGAACGGCUCGCCACCGUUGCCCGCAGGCCGAGUGGAGUCAGAGCUGCUGCACACGUACAACAAGGUGGACCCCUUCGAUGUGCUUAUCCUGUGCGUGCGGGUGGCCGUGCUGACAGCUGUCACCCUCACCGUCCCCAUUGUCCUCUUCCCGGUGCGCCGGGCCAUCCAGCAGAUGCUGUUCCAAGGGAAGGACUUCAGCUGGAUCCGUCAUGUCACCAUUGCCGUGGUCCUGCUGACCUUCAUCAACCUCUUGGUGAUCUUUGCCCCCUCCAUCCUCGGCAUCUUCGGCAUGAUCG
Messenger RNA from Cariama cristata (Red-legged seriema), 775 nucleotides. Its product is annotated as sodium-coupled neutral amino acid transporter 3-like. Gene Ontology annotation, biological process: amino acid transmembrane transport; L-glutamine transport; histidine transport. The annotation marks the transcript as partial. The record is from RefSeq and is a predicted model, not a curated record. The transcript has 6 exons. Lineage: Eukaryota; Metazoa; Chordata; Aves; Cariamiformes; Cariamidae. Gene Ontology annotation, molecular function: L-histidine transmembrane transporter activity; L-asparagine transmembrane transporter activity; L-glutamine transmembrane transporter activity.